CCCUGCGCCGCUGCCAUCGACGUCGUCGGAGCUCUCGAAUUCGAAACCCUAGACGGCUUCGAGCUUGAAUCAAUGAUCAUGGAGGCGAACUCUAUGGAUUUCAAGGUUGGAGAGCUCCUGAAAGAGGUAAGGAUCGAUUCCGCCGCCUCGAAAACCCUUGAUAAAGCUGUCUCUUCCAUUGUGGAUGCGAUAAAAGCGAUUCCGGAGCGAGUAGUGUCGUCAAAGGGAGCUCAGAAAUUCAUUGAGGAUCUUCGAGUUCCGGCAAAGAAGGCACGGUUCACUUUCAAGAGCCCGGAGUCCGUCAUUGUCGCCGGGAGUCACUCGAUUAGGUCCAUUGCUCGGCCGGAUAUCAAUGUCGACCUCUUGGUUCGGAUGCCCAAGGAAUGUUUUCAUCGGAAUGACUACUUGAACCAUCGGUAUCAUGCAAAGAGAUGCCUUUACCUUCGGGUCAUUGCAAAGAGCUUGAAAUCAUCUCCUUUAGUGCAGAAAGUAAGGUGGUCAACCUUCCAGAAUGAAGCACGGAAGCCUGUUUUGAUUUUGUCUCUAGUGCCUGAGCUUUCUGAACUACAUGGAUGUUACAUAAGGAUAAUCCCCACUGCUUCUUCUAUAUUUGAUACUUCAAGGUUGAGCUUGGAAAAAAACAAUGUUCGUGAAGUCAGUCAGGAUGGCAUUUCUCAACCAACUCCAAGGUACAAUAGCAGCAUACUGGAAGACAUGUUUUUGGAGGACAAUGCAGAAUUUGUCAAAAAAAUGUUUCUUGAAUGGAGUAGUUUGGAAGAGGCUUUAGUCUUGGUUAAGGUUUGGGCUCGUAAUCGAAGUUCCAUCUAUAUGCAUGAUUGCUUAAAUGGUCACUUGAUCUCUGUCAUAGUGGCAUACCUUGCAACAAGAUCUGGAGGAAAUUGCAUCAACAAGUCAAUGAAUGCAAUGCAGAUUUUCCGAAUUACAUUAAAAUUUAUUGGUACUUCUAGUGCAUGGGACAGGUGCCUUUCUCUACAGCCUCUGGGGCAAUAUAAUCUUUCUCAGGAGGAUCUGAAACAAUAUCUACAAACUUUUGGUGUUGUUUUAUUGGAUGCAUCGGGAUGUUUGAAUUUAACAUUUCGAUUGAAAAGGGCAGCCUUUUCAGAGCUUCAAGAUGAGGCUGUUCGCACACUUAAAUGCAUUGAAAAAUAUGGAGAUGGUGGAUUUGAAGAGAUAUUUAUGACAAAGGUUGACUUUGCUGCUAAAUUUGAUUCUUUCUUGAGAAUCAAUCUGAAGGAUUGUAGUAGGCUAUAUAUGCCAGGCUUCUGUUUGGAUGAUGAAUGUUGGAGAACAAGUGAAGACAAACUGCACUCACUUUUGAAACAAGGACUGAAUGAUAGAGUGAAAUUAAUUCGAGUGACCUGGAAAAAUGCACCUUUUGAAUGGAACAUAGAAGAUGGUCUGUCAAAGUUCAGUGAUGAACCGAUGCUUGUUGGCAUGUUAAACAGUACACAAGAAAAGAGUUUUCGAGUUGUUGAUGUCGGUCCAAGUCCUGAGGAUAAAGAAGAGGCUAUCAAGUUCAGAAAAUUUUGGGGAGAAAGAGCAGAGCUUAGAAGGUUUAAGGAUGGAACCAUAGCAGAGAGCACAGUUUGGGACUGUGAAUCCUGGGAGAGGCAUCUCAUUAUUAAAAGAAUUACUGAAUACAUUCUCUGGAAGCAUUUCCUCCUACCAAAGGAGGACAUAAUACAUACAGCGGAUCAGCUUGAUUUCUGUCUUCAUCUCGAUGGCAAAGAUUCUGCAUCAUUUUCCGGUAGCCUUCUUGGGGCAUUUGAAACUCUGUCCAAGAGAUUACGCAAUAUAAAGGAAAUUCCAUUGAAGAUAUCAAGUGUGCAACCAUUAGAUCCAGCUCUAAGGCAUACCUCUGUCUAUCCUCCUCCACCUCAUCCUUUGGCUUUCGAAAAUAGUGUUAGCCAGAAACCACCAAAAUUUGCUACAACCUGCAUCCACUCUCUUGAAGUUAUGAUUCAGUUAGAGGGAUCAGGAAAUUGGCCAUUGGAUAAUAUAGCAAUCGAGAAAACUAAAGCUGCUUUCCUUUUGAAAAUCGGAGAAAGUCUUCAGGAUAAGUGGGGUGUAAUUUGUGAUGCAACUGAUGAUGAGGUGAAUGUCCUAAUGUCUGGCCAUGCCUUUCGUCUUAAAAUUCUUCAUGAAAGAGGUGUAAACCUAUUGAAAAACCAAGAAACUAAUAAAAUGAAAAGCACUUCACUGAUAGACAAGGAGCUAUUCCUCCGCAGCCAACACUCGAGCAUGAUUAAUGGUUUACACGGUCGAUAUCCUACAUACGGGCCAGUUGUGAGGCUUGCAAAGCGAUGGGUUUCAUCACAUCUAUUUUCUUCUUUCCUAACAGAGGAGGCAAUUGAAUUGGUUGUUGCAUACCUAUUUUUGAAUCCAUUUCCAUUUCUUGCACCGUCCUCCCGGAUUACUGGAUUUUUGAGGUUCUUGCGGUUGCUAUCAGACUAUGAUUGGACCUUCUCUCCCAUGAUUAUUGAUAUAAACGAGGAUUUCACGUCGGAUGAUUUAAAGGAGAUCAAUGAAAACUUUAUGCUUAGCAGGAAAUCAUACGAAGAAAAUGCUCAAGAGGUAGAGCCUGCUAUGUUCCUGGCUACGGCAUAUGACAAGUCCUCUGAAGCUUGGACCAAACAUUCUCCAAACAAAACGGUACUUAAGCGGAUGGCUUCUUACGCCCGGAGCUCUGCAGACCUUUUGACGAACCUCAUCAUGCAGGGCAGCUCUGGUCCUUACACAUGGGAGUGUUUGUUCCGGACACCCUUAAACAACUAUGAUGCCAUAGUUCUUCUUCAUCAAGAUAAACUCUGUAAUCCUCACCAGGUUUUGUUCCCAACUGAGAUGAGCCCAGGAAAGCAUGUUAUUCGGGGGAAAGCUAGUAAUGAUUUUCAUGCCUACAUGUCACGUGGUGGUUCGAAUAAAAUCGUCGAAGAUGCAAAGGAUAAGCUGAUGAUAAACUUCGACCCAACCAAAUGCCUAUUAGAUGAUCUAAGGAAAGAGUUCCCGGAUACUUUCGAGGUGUGGUAUGAUUCCAUCGGUGGUGACGCAAUUGGCCUGACAUGGAAGAGAAGUUCGAAGAAACGUGGCCGGGAAUCAACUGGCAAUGACGAGGUUAAUGGAGAACCAGUAGACAUGCUGAAAAAUGUAGGAGAGAUUGGCAAAGGGUUUAUAAGGAGUGUUUACCUUCUCAAAGCUCCAAGACUCCAGGAUCAGUCAUGAUCAAACAGUAGCACCAAUCAAAAUCAUUAGAAGAUAUUUAAUUGUUUUUAUUUUGAGUGAUGUAUUAUUAUUAUUAUUAUUAUUAUUAUUAUUUUCUGCGAAAUUGUUGUAUUAUAAUCAGAGGGGGAAUGUUUUGGUGGUUUAUUUGCAGCCUGUUUUGAAGUUCAUGGUAAAC
Messenger RNA from Dioscorea cayenensis subsp. rotundata (Guinea yam), 3415 nucleotides. Its product is annotated as nucleolar protein 6. Gene Ontology annotation, biological process: rRNA processing; tRNA export from nucleus. Gene Ontology annotation, cellular component: UTP-C complex; small-subunit processome; CURI complex. The record is from RefSeq and is a predicted model, not a curated record. NCBI's taxonomy places the organism in Eukaryota, Viridiplantae, Streptophyta, Magnoliopsida, Dioscoreales, Dioscoreaceae. The coding region runs from base 73 to 3240 and encodes 1055 amino acids. The transcript is spliced from 25 exons.